Molecule: messenger RNA, 5158 nt
Organism: Eurypyga helias (sunbittern)
Lineage: Eukaryota; Metazoa; Chordata; Aves; Eurypygiformes; Eurypygidae
Gene: CPLANE1
Product: chromosome unknown open reading frame, human C5orf42
Exons: 24
Biological process (GO): cilium assembly
Cellular component (GO): ciliary transition zone
Source: RefSeq, a predicted model, not a curated record
GUUGAUUGUACUAUGGCGAUUAUUGUAUAAGAAAGUGGUUUGGUAUCAGGUGCAGCUGAACAGAAAAGUGAGUAAGAACGCAGAAGAAGAGGCUGUUGUCUCAUCACUCUUAAGUCAUAUACAAGCCACCCUUCAGUCUUCAGGAGUGACCUUGGAACAGCAUUUGAAGAUUAAUUCUGUGUCUGGUGAGGAGAAGUUCCUUUUUGGCUCAUACACAGAUUCUGUGGACGUUUGGAAAAGAUCUCUUUGUGAAAUCAAGGCAAAUGGAGGAAAAAGAGCAUGCUUUCUUCAGAGUAGAUAUUAUCUUGCAAUAUUAUUUUGCCACCUGUAUCAGUAUAACUUGUCUGAGGCUCAAGGACUCUGUGAUCAUCUGGUAGGAGAGAUUCUAAGGCGAUCACAGCUCUCAGUGAGUCAGAUGGAAAAGUUUUCUGGUAUGUUGAUAUUGCAUAAAAGUCAUGAACUAUGGAUGGUAACAGAUGUUCAUACUGAAACUGCUAUGGCUGUGAUUCGAUCCAUGGCACGAUUCAUGGCUGCUUAUUUCACAAAUCAGCUGCUCUAUGUCUUUCCCCCACACAAUGUUGACAUCCUGCAUCCGCUUCACAUCAAACAAGACAUACCUCCUCGUAUUAUACCACUGCAACACUGUUUGGUUACCAGAGCUGUCAAGGACCAGAACCUUUCAUCUGUGUGGACAGCUGAAUAUGCUCUUGAUUUGUUCUUUAUUGGAGGACUCAUUCCAGAGGCUGUGUGGUUAACAAACAGACUUGGGAAUUGGAAGCUGUCUGUUUCAAUUGGUGUGGCCUACCAGCUGUACUGUCAGAACUCUGAUCAAGUCUCAAGGCUGAAAACCACAGUGUGUCACUUGCCAUUAAGCUUAUCACCAAUGCAGACUUUCCAGGAAAAGUUGCAGUCUUUGUUAGGACAGCCAGUUACUUCUGAAACACCAGGAUGUCUUAAAUACAAGCAGUUUACAGAUCCCAUUGAAGAGGAAGAUGCAAAUGUUCUUUAUAGUUCAAUACAGGAACUACUGAAAGCAGCUGUUAUGGCAGAUGCUGAUAUUCUCUCAGAGACGUUUCAGCUUUUGAUGGAUUCUGCUAAGGAUCUUAGCAGAAAAUUGUAUGGUUUAGUUCCAGAUGGGCUUUAUCUUCCAGCACCACCAUUAUACUGUCCUCAACCAGCUUCUCUCAGUGAAGAAGACUGCAAUGACAUUCUUUUAAAAAUCGAGAGAGAAAGUCGUCAGAAAGUGUCAGGAGUUCUUCAGCGAAUUAUCUUGCUCUUCCGGGCUGCUCAUUGUUCCUGUCCUGCAGCACAGUGGUAUAUUGCACGACUGAAGUGGGCAAGAAAAGUUAUGCAAAAAAUUCGAAUGAAAGGAUCUCUUCCUUUGCUGAGUCCAUUCCCAGGGUCUUUGCUUCGUUACUCAAAUUUCCGCACUGUUCUCUAUAGAUCUGCGUCUUCUGGAGACCAUCAGUUUGAUGAUAUUACCUGUAAAAUUUUAGGUUGGUUCAGAGAGCUGUGUGCAUUGUGUUGGAUGUUUCAUGUUCGUGAAAGAUUAUCUGACAACUGUAGGCGGUACCAAACUGCAAGGGAAAACAUUAACAAUCAUAAGGAUCCGAAGAAGAAUGAAUAUGAUGCCUCCACAGUUGAGCAUUGUCUGAAUGCAGUGGAGUGGGCUUGUCGCAUGCUUCCUUUCUGCAGGUUCAUGAAUGUUGAAGAAUUAGUUCAAGAUGUAAUUUUGAGUUUACUUGGAGAAUUGCCACCAGUGAAAAAGGUGGCAGAGAUUUUUGUGAAAGCAUUUCCUAAUCCUGAAGAUAUAAGGGUUCCACUAAGAGAUAAAUACCAUGGGCUUCAGCAGCGACUCAGACACAGCAUUGUUAAAGGUCCUGAAAGCGACGAAACUAUGUCUGUUUUUAUACAAGCUACUGAAAAAGUGAGAAAGAAAGCCUUGGGACAUGUAAUAAGAAACAUAGGCCCCAUAGAAAGUAAUAUUUGGGAGCCAGCAGAAGAGCGAGCAACGGAUGAUGAGGAACACUGUUAUGACAGUUUUUCAUUAAGCACUAGUUUAAGCAGAAGCACACUUACUGAUCUUGGGAAUUCGCAGGUACAUAGUGAUGCUGACACAGCAGAUACUCUUUCUGAUGCAUUGUGUACUGAAGAAAUGAGAGUUCAAACACCUCCAGUCCAAAGGUAUGAAAAAAACUGCAGCAGAAAGCUUUCAAUUUAAAUAAGUAGCAAAAAUACCACACACAAGAUAAAACCUCUUAACCGGAAAAUAAAACAUCAAGAUAAAGAAUAUGGAAAACACAUGCAUAAUCAGUGUAAUUUGCCCAUAGUUGGUGCAUGGGAAUUUGAACGUGAUGACGAUGAAUAUGUUAUUUUUUUAGAACUCUUUUUGAGUUACGUUCUUGAACGAGACCUGAUAAAGUACAGUGAUGUGGGAAUUCCAUUUCUUACUAGCUUUUCUGGACUUCUUCGGGAGCAUGAAUUAAACUCCCUCUUUUUUGAUGUUCACACAACACUAAAACGUAGACAAGGCAAAACCAGAAGCCAGAGUGUGUUUAGAGCAGGGUCUUGCUAUACUGUCACGUUGGCCUCGUGUGAUCCUGAAACAGUGUCUGUCUAUAAUGAAGACCAAAAUGUUUUGGAAAAUUCAACCAUUGUACAGUCUGUUGUACAGACGGCAGAACCUACUGUGCAUAACUUAAGGAAAGGACUUAAUGAAGGAUUAUUUGGUUUAAAACAUAAGUCAAUUUACAGAACUCAGAGUCACAGUCAAGGAGUCACUGUGGCAUCAGCAACCCAGACCUUUCCUAAGCAUACUUUGUCUAGCCUGCAAACUCAGACAGCUUCUAAAUACAUUUACAAAACCGUUGAUAUCAUUGAUACCAUACCAGGAGAAGAACUAGCUAUAAAAUUGAUGGAUAAGUUGAGCAGUAUUGCAAAAUUGCUGGAGUGGAUGAUUAGGUGGUCUGAUAAAAGACUGUUUUGUGGUGCCAGUAAACAAGAUUCCAUAGAAGAGACUCUCCCAAUGAUACAUGUGAAAACAUCAGCAGCUGCUGUCCUUACUUCUUUGUGGCUCUUAGAACAGUUAGACAGAGAUGGAUCUCAAGCAAAGAGCGUAAAAUUUAAGCAUCCAGAUAAUCGGUAUCUGAAAGGAUUUGCAUCUCAAUCAGAAGCCCAGUCUAGGACAGAGAAAGAAAGUAGUAUGGAUGAAGGUUCUUCCAUGCUGGCCAGUCCUUCCCUUGAUGUCCAGGGUGUACAAGCCUAUGAUGAUCUUUGUGAAACUGGCUUUGGAAUGUCUGCAACGUCAAAAUAUUUUGCUAAGAAGGAAAUUAGUCAUGGGAAUUAUUCUAUACCUCGUAUGACUGAAGAUCUUAAUGAAGUGGGACCAUUUGUUCAGGAGGAGUUAGAUCUAACAGCAGAAAGAGAAGACUUCUUUGAGGAGCCAUAUGAAACUCCAAAGAGCUCUAGUAACUCUGUCAAGAUCAAACCUGUAGAACAUGAAGGAAGAAAGCAGGUCUCCAUUUCAGGUGUGGAUCAUCCCCAAGAAAAUGAAAAGGUGGAAGAAACAAAGGAAGGAAAGACUGGACAGAAUGUGAUGACUGAGGUGGUUACUAGCACCAUUUCUCACUCCUUCUCUUUAGAGCAAGAUGCAGAAGUUCCCAGUAAUACAGAGGUUUCUGCAAGCGACAGUCAGCCUUCUCAGACUGUUGUGUCAACUGUGUCAAGUGUUGCCUCCAAUACUUCCUUUUGCACAAAGCAGCAAGAGGUCAAGGAAGAAGUCCCUGCAGAAGCGAAACUGAACACAUCGCAAUCUGUCAGGCACAUGCUCCAAGAUGAAAUGUUUAAGUUAGUUCAGCUACAGCAAAUCAACUUCAUGAGUUUAAUGCAAAUAGUGCAGUCAUCCUUUUCCAACCUGCCAAAUGUGCAACAAAUUUUGCAACAGCGUGAACCUGUUCACCUGGAAGGAAGCCAGCCUGCACACACUGCUGGAGACAAUGGAUCUCUGAAAACACAACUGCCCAUUCAGGAAGAUAAAGGAAAACCUAGUCAGAAGAGUUCUGAUUUUCAACCAAGGAAUAGUUUAAGAGAUGAAAGCAACAAUGGGCGUAUAAAAAAUCAUCUGGAUGUGAAUGUUUCUUUAAGCCUAUUAGAAAGCUACAGCAAAGAAACAGGAUUUAUGACACCAUCUCCAGAUUUGAAUUCUUCAGCACAUGCUAAACCAUUUCAUCUGCUAGCUCCUUCUUCAGGCAUCCAGAAGACACCAAAGCUUAUCCCUAUAGAAAAAAAAAUGAAUUAUUCAAAUGGAUUUCCUUUGCUUAAGCUUGAAUCAGGUUAUCAUUUCAAACCAGCAUUUUUACGUCCCAUAGAAAUGUCAUCAGCUUUUGCUAAACCACCCGCAGUACCACGAGUAGCUUGGAUUUCAUCACAUUCUGUAGGGAACCAUCAGUCAUCGCACACACCAAGAAAGAGUAAGUCAGAAGAUUUGAACAUGAGUAGAGAUGACCCUGGGAUCCCAAGGCAAGUGCAUGAAGAAGAGGAAAGAUGGGCAGAAACAGUGCAUAAGGGACCUCCCAAACACUUGAAUCUAGACCAGUAUGAAAGACAGCAAGAAGUUUCACCGCAGCAGCAGUUCUCUGCAAAUGUGGAUAUGGACAAAGCACUGAUCACGCAGAACCUGGCUGGUAUUCCACUGUUGCACUUGCAACAUGACCCAGUUCCCAGACUUCCAGCAGUUGUAAGGCAGCCAACCACUACUACUUUAAUACCUGUUAAACCUGCGACAGAGGAGGCUGACUCCAGAGAAACAGUACAGCACACAGGAAUAUCACUACUUCAUGCUAAUUUACCUCAAAAAAAGAAGGCACUAAAAUUGAUUCCUCUUCAAGAUCUCAUUGCAUUUGAGCAACACCACCAGCAUCAUACUAUGCACAGCACUGCCUGUGGCCAGGCCCAAACUGAACCUAUCCAGUUGCUAAAAACCGAUGUUGAACCAUUUGAACUGAGAGAUGUGCAAAGUAAUAGAAAAAGACAAAAGAGGCGUGAAAGGCAACAAAUGAAAGAGAAGGAGGAAAAGAAGAAACCAAGUGUGUCUUUCUGCCCAGAUGACUCCAUCAUCACUAUUAGUGAUACAGUGAUGGAUGCUGAAUCAGGAACUGGG